Messenger RNA from Aphanomyces invadans, 1515 nucleotides. RefSeq lists its product as hypothetical. The transcript has a single exon. The coding region runs from base 900 to 1418 and encodes 172 amino acids. NCBI's taxonomy places the organism in Eukaryota, Oomycota, Saprolegniomycetes, Saprolegniales, Verrucalvaceae. The record is from RefSeq and is a predicted model, not a curated record.
AGAAUAUAAUACACGUGGUGUUUGUAUGGAUGUGGAUAAAAAUACACGAGAAAUUCGUGCCACAUCUUCCUAGCAUCCGAGAACUCCUUCGCGCACAUUUCGGAAUCGCAAAGCACGAUGGACGUCCAAUCUGACGCCAACUACAAUGCAGUGGAAGAUGUCAAGACCCCCAAGGCGGCGGCAAAGCGGGCAGUGUCCACCACCAGCGAGGUCGAAGAGGACAAUUACAAGGUCGUGUGCUGCGGCAACAGUUGGCUCGACCUCGUCCUCGUGCCAUUGACAGCAGUCGUUUUGUACGGCGCCAUGAUCGGUCUCUCGCUCUUGGUCCUUUGGGCAACUUUCUUGACUUCUGCGAGCGGAGCUGCUCACUGGAUGUUCUUCUUUGCAUGGCUUACUGGUGUCAUUGCAGUCGUCAUCUCGAUUCAGGUCGCUGAGUACGAAGCGUACAUCUUGGCCGAGCAUGCCAAGAAGGAUAUUGCCGAGGGCACGAAUGCAUAGAUAGUCUCGACGUGGUGCCUCUGACCCUUUCAAGUUAAUCAUUUUUCCUCAGUCACUUGCUAGUACCCGCAUGAUCCGCUGUCACGAUCGUGGUGUUCUGCCUGAUGGAUGCUUGCCGAGGCGACCACGAUGGCAAAGUCAAGUUGAUCAGACGCCCGUGCCUUCAGAGCGAACUGAGUCGACGAAGAUAACAAAUUCGAGCAGGCCAACAGUUGUGAGCUUUCUCUCUCUUGAGAAGGAAGACCAAGACGAUUGCCAUCUUCGUUAUCUCAACGACUGUUCAACCGCACGCAAGGAUCUAAAUUCCCUAAAAAUAGAAACCUCCAUCACGCAUCCAAUAAUAGCUUACCAAGCAAAAUAAAUCCUGUCCGAGCAUUCGAUUUUCCCCCACUUACCACGUCAUGGCAACCCCUGCGACGGUAGACCCUAUCGCUCCCGCGUCGGUGGCAAUCGACGUCGAAGUUCCCGCGCCAUCGACGACCGCGGAAGCUUCUUCUGAUGUUGCCAUUGCUGCCGACUCGGCCGAGGCGCCACAUACGACAACUCCCGCGGUUGCAUCAACAACACCACAGAACAAGCCCGACGCGAGCAAGUCGAAAGCUGAGCUGUCAAAGAAACAACAUCGACAGUCGAGCGCUCGGGAUGGGUACAAUAUCGUGUGCUGCGGGAAUAGUUGGCUCGACUUGUUCCUCAUUCCGCUCACAGUCGUUGUCCUGUUCGGCGCUAUGAUCGGCCUCUCCAUCCUGGUCCUUUGGUCUGUGUUCUUGACGUCGACGAGUGGCGCAGCUCACUGGGUCUUCUUCUUUGCUUGGAUCACCGGUGUCAUCGCUGUGGUCAUUUCGGUUCAGGUAGCAGAGUACGAAAAGUACCUGAACGCCGAACAUGAAAAGAAGCAGAUUGCCGAGGGCACCAAUGCAUAGAUAUACACCCUAGUUCACAAAUACAUUCAUACCUCAGUUGAGCUGAUGUUCUCUCGCUUGAUGCGCUUUAUGAAUGAUAUGGGAAUGCAUUGUGCCC